AUGUUGUUGGCCGGCUUGUCGAGAGUCGGAGCGGCCGGUGACGCUGGCGACGAGGAGGAUGGACGACCCGAGCGGCUCACCUUCUACGUGCACGAAGAGGUGCCGAUCGGUACCUACAUCGGAUCGUUGAGUCAGGCUCUGCUGGGCCUCGUGUCCGAGGCGAAAUCGCCGACGGGUCACCAGCUUCCGGCGGCCCUGGCGACGGCCUGGACCGGACAAGUGAUCGUCAUGACGCCUGAGACGCUGGUCGCCGUGAACGUGAGCAGCGGAGAGCUGUUCACUCGGACGCGGAUAGAUCGCGAGUCCAUGUGCAGCCAGUCGGGCAGUUGCUGCCUCCAGACGCCGACCUCGUUGGCCGGUACCAGCGAGCAAUCGGUCGAGACGGUCGGCGCAGCCGCCGACGACCACUCGGUCCACUCGCCGUCGACGUUCUACCGGAGCGCGGCGGUCGCCGACGCCUGGACGGCCGAUUUCAUGCCCGGCUUCCAUCCCGACUGCUCCGUUCGACUCAUGCUGAUGCUGGGCGCCGGCGGUGACCAACCGCUGCUGGUCGAGCUGGUCGUCUACGUCGUCGACGUUAACGACCACUCGCCCGUCUGGCCGGCCGGACAGUUGCGUCUCGAGAUACCGGAGCACACUCCGGUCGGCCGACUCUUUCAGCUGCCAGUCGCCGUCGACCUCGAUCAAGGCCCGGAGCACACCAUUCGCGACUAUCGCCUCCAACUGCCGACGGGAGUCGAACUCGGCACCGUCGACGCGGCGAUGUCCAGUCCCUUUAGUCUGUCGGCUCGACUGGUCGGUUCGCCGGUUCGCGGAUCGCGUCGUUUCGACCUGCAUCUGCGAGUUGAAGCGGACCUGGAUCGAGAAAGCAGAGCCAGCUAUGAUCUUGUCCUGAUCGCCGUGGACGGACCGAUUGAGGCGACCCACUUCACCGGCUCCGUGACGCCGGCCGGCGAUGCCAAUCUUAUGACUCGGAUCGAGCAAAAGUCCACCUCUCGGACGGGCAGUCUCGACAUUCGUGUCAUAGUCACCGACAUCAACGAUCAUGCGCCCGUCUUUCUGCCCGCCUCCGGUCUGAUCGUGGAGGUACGCGAGAGUACACCGCCCGGACGAGAGAUCUACCGGUUGGUGGCGAAAGACGCCGAUCUCAACGACCAAGAUCGACUGACCUUUCGACUCGGCUCCGUGGCCAGCAAAGAGGUACAGCGCAUCUUCGCGGUGGAGGCGAAGACUGGCGCCAUCAAAUUACGCCACAGCCUUGACUACGAGACAGCCGGACUGGUGGUGGUAGACGCCGCAGUCGACGAGCAGACGAUGCCGUCUGACAUUACCCGUCGUCAUGACGACCGAUCACAACGUCAACAGUUUGUUGGCUACACUUUGCCGGUUCGAGUGUCUGACGGUGCUCACGUCACCGAGACGAUGGUCUAUUUUCGCCUGAUCAACGUGAACGACAAUCCGCCCACGAUCAAUCUUCGCUCGCACCUUCGACGUAGCGCAUCGGUGGGCGGUCACGAGUUCUGGUUGAGUGAAUCUGCCGCCAUCGGAGAGCUGGUUGCCACGUUGGCCGUGGAGGAUGCUGACGAGCGUGGCAGACAGGCAGAGCUGCCGUCAGACGCGGGACUGACGGAGCGAGGCUGGGCCAACUUCAGCCUGCGAUGUCGUACCAACCUGCCUCAGUUUGGUCUACAGGCGCUGGUGACCGGGCCUCGGGUUGGCCCAUCUGCCGGGCCCGGUGUUGCUGCCCCGUUUGGCAACAGCGCUGGUGUGGGCUCCUCCUCGCCGGUGGUCGGAGUCGGCGCCUCUGGCCUGCUCAAACUGGUCACUCGACAGACUCUGGAUCGAGAGACACGAGCCGCCUACCAAGUGAGCGUGGAAUGUUGGGAUUCUGGAGAGCCGGCGCUGUCGAGUCGGGCUGGGCUGACGGUGCGAUUGGAGGACGAGAACGACUCGCCGCCGGUGUUCGAGCGCGCCGUCUUCUACGGCCAUUUGGCCGAAGGCUGGCCGGCCGGAACCCCCAUUCUGCGUGUCGCCGCGACCGAUGCCGAUCUGGGCUCACACGCUCGACUGCGCUACCGACUGUUGCCGGCCUCGGAUCAGGCCUCGCCGACGCCACAGGCUCGAGACCCGCACAACGAGCACGGCCAACGGGCGCAAUUGUCGGGCCAGACGAGCCAGACGAUGAUGCGACCAAACGGCCCAACCACUCCGAACGCAUCUGCCGACUCGCUGAGAGAUACGGACUUUCUUUUGACCACUCUGCCUAUAGACAGUCUGCUGAGCAUCAACGAGGCGACCGGUCAGAUCACCAGCCAAAUGGUGUUCGAUCGUGAGGCCAUAGGUUGGAUCAACUGUACCGUGAUCGCGAUCGACAACUCAAGGCCUCCGUCCGGCCAUGACGACCUGAGUGACGGAAGCAUUGACAUGAAUCGGCGUAAGCAAGUGACGGUGAACACAGCCACAGCGCGGGUCGUCAUCAGAAUAGAUGAUGUCAACGACUGCCGACCCCAAUUCGACCAACCGUCGUAUGAAUUCACCGUGAAAGAGGGAGCCCGUGUUCAUACUUUGGUAAGCUAG
Protopolystoma xenopodis is the source of this 2577-nucleotide messenger RNA. Lineage: Eukaryota; Metazoa; Platyhelminthes; Monogenea; Polystomatidea; Polystomatidae. The record is from the annotation of a GenBank genome assembly.